This is a messenger RNA of Dinoponera quadriceps, 1736 nucleotides long. RefSeq lists its product as uncharacterized. Gene Ontology annotation, molecular function: chitin binding. The coding region runs from base 90 to 1061 and encodes 323 amino acids. Lineage: Eukaryota; Metazoa; Arthropoda; Insecta; Hymenoptera; Formicidae. Gene Ontology annotation, cellular component: extracellular region. The record is from RefSeq and is a predicted model, not a curated record. The transcript has 5 exons.
GUUUGACAACAAUGAGCGAACGUCUCGUUUUGAUAACAUAACACGCGCAGCUUCCGCUUUAUUGAUUCGCGCAAUUUCAUCAAAACCGGAUGUAUUGGAUAUUGCUGGGAUUCCUGAGCUCCGCCGUCGCGGCGCAGAGCUCUUACGACUUGGAAACCAGGGCGGUUUCGUUCCCGGGGAAACCGAGUCUAGGUCCGCUUUAUUCAGCCGGUUUAAACUCAGCCCAAGGAUUCCGCGAUAACAGUUACGAAGACAAUGCAGUGACGCCCACGCCUUCACCUACGCCAAUCUACAGGACUGCUAAUCAGCAACCAUUAUAUCGCAAGCCAACGGUAUCACCGAUCGACACUCGCGACUAUCCUCAAGCAAUUCGCGUUGGUUCCAACCAACGUGCUCCUCCCCGAGGAGGACCCACCCCGGAGGAGCUCGAAGAGGAGAAGGAGGAGCCUGAUCGUCUCACCCUGCUUCUGCCCCAGAGCAGAUUCGACUGCGUCAACAAACAGACCGGCUACUACGCUGACGAGGAUCUCAACUGCGAGGUCUUCCACUAUUGUCAGGACAACGCCAAGCACUCCUGGAUUUGUCCCGAGGGUUUCACCUUCCAUCAGGUACAUCUGAUCUGUAUGCCACCCAGCGGCGACAUCAGCUGCAAGAAGAGUUCGCAGUAUCAUUUCGUCAAUGAGUACCUGUACAAGCCGCUGAACCAGCAGGAGGCUGAGACCAAACCCAACGUUACCUUGAGGUACAGCGAGAGGUAUUAUCCUUCUGACAUCCAUUCGGAUGAAAGGGAGGUCGGUGAUUACCAGAUCACUCCUACACAAGCUCCGGUGCGUCGUCCUGCUCCGCAGGUCUUUGUGAGCCCCAAGCCCUCGAAUUUGAACAGCAUUCCAACAUCAGCCCGCCCGCAGUCCACGGGGAUCCCACAAUAUCAGCUCCCGCUAAAUCAGGUAUUCCGCAGCCCCGAAGAAGUCAACAUUCCUCUUCAAUACAGACGACCGCAGCAACAUCAAGCUAUCAGACGAUUUCCUCAAGUCCGGCCUGAUGAGGAAGAGUACAAGUAGAUCCUUAGAUCUCGCAAUUUUUUAGUUUGCUCGAAUUCUUCCGUUCUUCAAAUAAUCCCUUAAUAGAUCACUAAUAUUUCUUGAUACACGCAUCUGUGCAGUAUCUUUUAGCAAAAUCAACCAAAACUAUUUGAAUUCGAGCCUUUGGGCCAUUUUUUAUAUUAAAUUACUCGCAAGUAUUUAUAUUAUUAUACUCUUAGCAAUGUACAAAAGGAAGAACAAAAUAGCCAGAAAAAUUAAUUGCAUGAGACGUAGACAGCUUUGUAGGGAGUGUGAGCUUAUUUAAAAGUAUUAUUAAUAUUCAUUCGCGUAUACGUGGAUUGCAAGUCCAUUCGUCUUCAUCGAAAUUUCUCUGUCCUGUAAAAAAAUUUCCCCCCGCAGGAUCUUUUCACCGAUAUUUGUAAUCGAUAAGAUUAAUUAGCGUUAAGAGAGACGGUAUAAGUCUCGUGAAAUUCUUUUUGUCGAAUUAGUUAAUGUUAUAAUGUAAGACUAAUGCGAAGAUAAUUUAAUUUGUGGCGCAAUUAUUAUGUGAAGAUAACUUAAUUAUUGUAAAUAAAAAAAUAAUAAUUAAAAGAAGGUGCGCUAAGUUUCCACCUGUACUUAUCAGGAGCCUCGUAGAUCUUAAUUAUCGCUAAUUAUAAUAAUUUGAGACAGUGAAUUCUAAACAGAACGUUA